Messenger RNA from Lachancea mirantina, 3711 nucleotides. Lineage: Eukaryota; Fungi; Ascomycota; Saccharomycetes; Saccharomycetales; Saccharomycetaceae. The record is from the annotation of a GenBank genome assembly.
AUGUUUGGAUCGACGCGAAGCACUUUUGGUAAUACAGGAUCCACGCCCUUUGGGACGGGUGCUGCCACCAACGCAGCGAACUCUCCGUUCGGCAAUUCCGCCGGAGCGGCCAAUUCUGGUGCGUUUGGUACCGGUACGACCGGCUCCAACGCCGUGUCUGGGUUCGGUGGGUUCUCUACAGGCGGAUCCGGCCUCUUUGGUAUGUCCAACAACAAUAAUAGCAACAGUAACAGCGGCCCCGGUUCUGGUGCCGUCGCCAAUACCACGACUAGUCCCUUUGGCCAGACAGCCCCCGGUGCGACCGGUGCGCCGUCUCUUUUCGGUAGCUCCUCGCCCGCAAGCUCUGCAGGCGCCAGCGGCGCAAGCGCCGCUGGUACAGCAGGUCAAGGUACCGCCAUCAAGCCCUUUACACCUCAUGUCGAGAAAGACGCCACCACGGGGCUCAACAACGUGUUCUAUAGCAUCUCGUGCAUGCCUGAGUACAAGAAUUUCUCGUUUGAAGAGCUGCGUUUACAGGAUUACCAAGCCAACCGGCGGUUUGCACAACAGGGCGCAACCGGUGCGCCCGGUUCGACUGUCUCGCCGUUUGGGGCUGGCGCCGGUUCCGGGUCGACGUUCGGUCAAAGCAAUUCCAAUACUAACGCGUUUGGCAUGCUAGGCAACAAUCAGCCAUCGCAACAGUCCUCGAACAUGUUUGGCCAACCCAAUGCUACUUCUUCACCCUUUGGACAGCCCUCGGGUAAUGCGUUUGGGUCUGCUGCCGCUAAUACGGCUAAUUCUCCCUUUGGUAUGAAUAAACCGGCUUCUGGGGGGUCCCUUUUUGGUCAAAACAACACAGCCACGGGAGGCGCUAGUGGCACUGGAACGAGCGGUGGUCUUUUCGGACAAACUAAUAAUACCAACCAAAACGCAGGCGGACUUUUUGGUCAAAGUUCUAACAAUAAUGCUUUUGGCUCCAACACUUCUGCAUUCGGUCAACCCACUAACCAGCCUGGUGCCACUGGCACCGGAGGCGGGCUUUUUGGUCAAGCAAACUCCGGAAAUGCAAGUGGUGGUGGUCUGUUUGGUCAACCCAACAACACCCAAAAUCAACAAGGUGGGCUUUUCGGUCAAAAUUCGGCCAAUAUGAACGCUGGCGCCGGUAUGUUUGGUCAAAACAAUACGAGUGGUAACUCCCCUUUUGGUCAAAACUCGGCUCAAUCUAACCAGAUGGGCGGUGGUCUUUUUGGAAGUAAACCCACUGGUGCAACCACUACUGGUUCUGGCGGACUUUUCGGCCAAGGCAACACCAGUGGUGGUGGAGUUUUUGGGCAAAACAACACAAAUACCAACGCCCUAAAUUCUCCAUUUGGACAAACGGGCCAACAAUCAGGUGGUCUGUUCGGUCAAUCUGCAAAUAACAAUGCGUCUGGCGGUGGCAUGUUUGGUCAACCUAACAGCGCCAAUUCGGGAGGACUUUUUGGUCAAAAUAACACCAAUACUACAAACCCCGGUGGAGGGCUUUUUGGUCAAACUAAUACAAACAACGCAGGUGGCGGUGGACUCUUUGGACAAAAUAAGAACACAAAUUCGAUGUCUCCCUUUGGUCAAAAUCAGCAACAGCCUGCCAGUGGCUCCGGUAAUCUUUUUGGUAAUAAGCCAGCCACUUCAGGUGGCCUUUUUGGCCAAAAUACAACAAAUUCUGGGUUUGGUCAGACCACCAAUACCACUGGAGGUGGUGGCCUAUUUGGUCAAAAUAAUACUCAGGCCUCAGGUGGUCUUUUCGGCCAAAACAAUGCGAAUCAGGCAGGCAACAGUUUAUUUGGUGGCGUCAACAACAAUCAGCAACCUCAGCAGCAAGGUGGGGGUCUUUUUGGACAGACUGGUAACCAAGCUCAGAGUAGUGGACUUUUUGGACAAUCGAAUAAUACUAAUACCAACCCCCAAAAUAUAGGUGGAGGCAGCCUGUUUGGUCAGAAUAAUAAUCAGCAACAAUCGGGUGGACUUUUUGGUUCGAAGCCAGCAACGACUGGGACAGGAUUGUUCGGUCAAAAUAAUGCUCAACCCAACACUGGGGGACUAUUCGGUCAAAAUAAUGCUACAAACACGACAACCCAGACGGGUGGUCUCUUUGGGAGCAAGCCAGCCACGAGCGGCGCAACUGGAGGUGGGUUAUUCGGCCAGAACAAUAAUAACUCCUCAACUAGUGGCGGAUUGUUUGGUGGGCAAAACUCUGCUCUCGGCCCCAAUAACACUUCCGGCGGUCUCUUUGGUGCAAAGCCUGGUGGUGCUGCGCCUUCUAGCGGCGGACUCUUUGGAAAGCAAGCAAGCACUGGGGCGACAUCGGGAGGAGGACUGUUUGGUAAUAAGCCCGCCGCGCCAGGUGCAACUGGAGCCUCGACGGGUUUAUUCGGAAACAAGCCUGCUACCGCGACAGGAGGUGGACUUUUUGGUGGGAUGAACACAAAUACGAACGCGGGGUCCAAUUUUGGUGGCUCCAGUGGUUUAUUCGGUGGCCAAAACGCACAGCAGCCCGCGCAGGCUGCCCAACUGCAAACGUCUGCACAAUCUGCGAACCCCUAUGGCACCAAUGAAUUGUUUUCACGAGUCACUAUUCCAAACUCGAUCACGCAGCCAACUAAACCAACUGCUACUAAAAUAAAUGCGGACAUAAAAAAGAAGGCUAGUUUAUCCACUGCGUACCGAUUGGCUCCGAAGCCACUAUUUGGACCCCAAAGCAACUCAAAAGCUCCCUUGUCACGUACUGCCAGCAUUGUCAUUGCCAAUGGGACCCCCAAACCUGCCCUCACCUCUGGAGCCGAGCCUUCCAAGCGUGAGAUUAUGCCCAAUAGUGCAGGAAGUUCUCAAUCAAUUUUCAAUGACGAGAGCGACGAAGUCAUUCUUUCUUCUAGUAAAUUACUAUUCAAUCCUGACAGGAAAUCGUUCAAGAACUUGAUUAUAAACAGAAAAAAGAUGGAAAAUAUUUCUGACGAGCAAGACGGAAAUCAUAUCAUCAAAAAAAUUACUUUCUCAGGAGAACCGUCGGGACAUGCAAUUGCUGACGACAUUUCAACAUCUUCCUUGCAUGGGAAAACUGCAUUGGCCAACUCAGACGAAGACUCUGCGACAAAAGUGAGCAGAGAUAUUGCAAAUGGGUCUGACAAAACGGCCAAGGCUUCGAUGAUACCAUCCACACCACUGUCCAAAAAUCCGGUCAAUUUUACCACUGCUAAAUCGUCCUCUCCUGAAAGAACUAAGAAGCCCUCAGGAAUUAUUGGGGACGACAUCUCAUUCACAGACGACGGCUACUACAUGACGCCUUCUUUAGAGACGCUAGCCUCGAUGACACUUCUUCAACUUCGCAAAGUGGAGGGCUUGACCAUCGGGCACAGGGAUUACGGAAAGAUAGAUUUUCUAGAGCCCGUUGAUUUGUCAGAAGUGUCGUUGCCAUCGUUGUGUGGCCAGCUCGUUGUGUUCGAACCUAAGACUUGUGCCAUCUAUCCAAACGCUAGUGUGAAGCCAGCGGACGGCCAAGGUUUGAACGUUAGAGCAAGAAUCAGUACCUAUGGUUGUUACCCAGUCGACAAGUCAACAAGGAAACCCAUAAAAGACCCUAACCAUCCUAUUAUCAAGAGACACGUUGCAAGAUUAAAGUCCAUAGCGGGUACUAAAUUCGACAGUUACGACCCUCUUACAGGUACCUGGGUUUUCACCGUCGAUCAUCCCAUGUAA